This is a messenger RNA of Brachypodium distachyon (stiff brome), 1049 nucleotides long. Its product is annotated as blue copper protein. The coding region runs from base 105 to 857 and encodes 250 amino acids. NCBI's taxonomy places the organism in Eukaryota, Viridiplantae, Streptophyta, Magnoliopsida, Poales, Poaceae. Gene Ontology annotation, cellular component: plasma membrane. The record is from RefSeq and is a predicted model, not a curated record. The transcript is spliced from 2 exons. Gene Ontology annotation, molecular function: electron transfer activity.
CUGCGGUGUUGGGUCCUUGCAGGCUACUGAUUCCUCUCCCUCUAUAUAUAGCGCCUCACGUUUACGACAACCUCAGACACCAGAACACGCCUCCUGCGGUGAAGAUGGCAGAGAUGAAGGCUGCGAUUUGCUGCAUCGUCGCGGUUGUCUCACUGAUCCACCUUGUGACGGCUGCCGAUCACGUCGUCGGCGGCCCAACCGGCGGCUGGCAAGGAGGCACGGACUAUAAGUCCUGGGUUUCGGCCCAAGCAUUUGCUCCUGGAGACACCUUAACAUUCAAGUACAGCUCGCGCCACAACGUCCUUGAAGUGACCAGCGACGACUACGAAGCGUGCUCCACGGCCAACCCCGUUUCGUACGACAACAGCGGCGCCACCACCAUUGCGCUCGCCUCGCCGGGGAAGCGCUACUUCAUCUGCGGCGGGCCGGGCCACUGCCAGGCCGGAAUGAAGCUGGAGGUGGCCGUCGCCGAGCGCCCUGCACCCACGACACCCAGCCCCACGCCACAGCUGCCACCGCCGCCACAACACGCGGAGCUGCGGCAUGCGCCGGCGCCAAUGCCGUUGCCGCCGGCACCCGCGUCGUCUGAACCACCAAAACGUGCAGGGUCGCCGCACAAGAAACGCCCCAAGAGGCACUACUCCUCCCCGCCUAAACCUGCGCCUGCAUUAGCUCCCGCACCCACACCCACGGUGCAGGCCGUGGAGGCGUACUUCCCGAUGGCGGCGCUGGCGCCGAUGUCGUCUUCACCCCCGCCUCCACCGAUGUCGUCGGACGCGGCUGCUGUGUCGCGUGCAAAGUGGGGCGAGGUCGCGGUGGAGAUAUUAGCACUUGGGUUCGUGGUUUUGGCUCUGUAAGUUGGAGAGGGUUAAGAUUAGUCGAUCAGAUAUCUGAUCUCUGAUCCAUGCUAGGCUGCUAGCUCCGGAUCCGUUCCAUUGUUUCGUGUGUAGUUUGUCAGGAGCCGGUAAUAAAGGUUUGUUUGGGGUGGCUCUGUUGUAGCCCUUAUUACGGUAGAAAAUUAGAAAAUCUUUGUUUGUUUGGUGAACUAA